Molecule: messenger RNA, 963 nt
Organism: Phytomonas sp. Hart1
Lineage: Eukaryota; Euglenozoa; Kinetoplastea; Trypanosomatida; Trypanosomatidae
Source: the annotation of a GenBank genome assembly
AUGCAGCAGCAGACUUCCACAGUUUUGUUUUGUCAGUCAUACUCUUCCCAGCAAGAGCAACAACAGCAGAUGCAGCUUAUUGAUGAGGUGAAUUCAGUCAGUAAUAAUGGCAACAUCAUCAAAAAUAUACACAAUAUACCACCCCUAAACGCCAUAAGCUCGCCCAUUAAGGAGCCAGACCCUAAGAAUCUUAUUGUUAACUACAUCCCGACAUGUGUUACAGAUGACACACUACGGGAACUUUUCAGUCGAUUUGGGACGUUGGUUUCCGCUCGUGUCAUUGUGAAUCGUAACACAAAGCACCCAAAGGGAUACGGCUUCGUGAAGUAUACUACCGAGGAGGCCGCCAAGAUGGCUAUGGUGGCCAUGAACGGCUAUGAAAUCGAGAAUAAGCGGCUGCGGGUGAUGCAGGCAAACGGACCACAAAAUCGCAAUUUAACCCAGAAUUUGGAUACACCGACUCACACAUCCCCUCCCAGCUUCACCUACCCGCACCUGUGCACGCCCACGGCGGUCCAGGCUACCACAAGCGGGUUGUCGGCCCUUUCCACCGCGCUGCCGGUGUCCCCGCUGGGCGGUGAGACCGAGUUCGUCCCCACCCCGCACUUCUUCCAGCCCACCCUCCUCGGCCAGCCCUGCGCGAUGCUCGGCUCGGGGGGGGCGAUCUACCUCCCGGCGCCGACCAACCUGCCCACCGUCAUGCUCGCCCCGGCGAACCCGCCAUCACCCCCGCCUCUGCAACCCCCGCCGCUGCAGCCCCCGACGACCUACCCCGCCUACUUCCCGGGCCAGGGGGGGGUCUUCCUGCUCGAGCUCGACGCACCGGGCCCGGGCUACACCGCGGGGUCGGACCCCGGCGCCUCCCUCUCCCCGGUCCGGCCUUUCCUUGCGAAGACCGCCCCCACCCGCAGCACGGCCGCAGUGGGGCCCUGGGCGGCGGCCUCAGCGUCGCACACGAAUUGA